UCGAAUCGUCUGCUCACUUGUUUAUUAUUCCUCGUGUUCUUUAUCAGUAAAAAUCAUGCCGAUUUCGCUGAGAUUUUACAGUAGUUUAAUCAAAUGCAGCCGGCAGAAUUAUAGUUCAAUCAGAAAAACCAAACCGAAAAUACAAUUAGAGUCGGAAGAGGUUCGUGAGCCGAAGCCUGUUCAUGUGCUGCGUAAUCCUUAUCCAUGGAAAACCAAGGAGCAAUUUGUUGACCAUUUAGCCGCAAAUGUAAUAUACAACAAAGAUGGACUUGUAGCCAUCAACAAACCAUUUGGGGUGCCACUAAUGAAAAGUGGGUUAACAACUGGCCACAACGAAAGCCUGUUCUCAAUAGACGAGGUGCUGAUUCCUUUGGCCUCUAAACUCAAUGCAGAAAAACUCUUGCCAGCCAAAUCGGUUGAGAGGUUUGCGAGUGGAAUUUCCUUAUUCACUUGCCAGGACGAGAAAGUAGUUGACAAAAUUAGGCAGUGCUACAACACAAACAAGUUGAGAAAAAUCCAUACAUUCAAGUAUUUGGCGGUAACCAUUGGAGAACCCAAACCCUCUGAAUCCAAAGGCACUGUUGGGAUGGGGCUUUUUGAGCACAAGGAUUUAACACGAAAACUGCCUGUCAUCAUGAAAGAAUACAGCAAGAAGAAAGUAGCUGAAAACCUAGUCCAGGAGUACAAAGUAAACUACAAAUCGUUAUCCCAUGGAGAUGGACCAUGCAGUCUGGUGGAAAUCGAUGUUUCGUCCGUCAAAAAUCACUUUUUGCGCGUGUACUUUGCCCACCUGUUCUCACCUAUUCUUGGAGAUCACAUAUUCGGCAAUCGCGUUCAAGAAAUCAAAGGCAAACGUUUAGCCAUCAGCCCCGUUCAAGCUGACUACUUGUCAAACUUUCAGAAAAUCCCUGCAGACAUUUUAGCUCGACUUAAGGUGGUUGAAAGUGGAUCAGUACCCAACUGUCUUCAUCUAAGUCAAAUUACUCUGGCAAAUUUCGCCAGUCGAAAUUCAAAUUUAGUUCUUAAAGCUGAACCUCCUCCUGGUUUUCAGUUCAUCUGUGAGACCUUCGGUUUACAUUUGCCCAACUCUAAUGAAUGACAACUUUGUAAAUAAA
Molecule: messenger RNA, 1115 nt
Organism: Daphnia pulicaria
Lineage: Eukaryota; Metazoa; Arthropoda; Branchiopoda; Diplostraca; Daphniidae
Product: mitochondrial mRNA pseudouridine synthase RPUSD3-like
Exons: 3
Coding region: 56-1099 (347 amino acids)
Biological process (GO): pseudouridine synthesis
Molecular function (GO): RNA binding; pseudouridine synthase activity
Source: RefSeq, a predicted model, not a curated record